This is a messenger RNA of Hippopotamus amphibius kiboko, 1674 nucleotides long. It is a transcript of the gene INHBA, whose product is annotated as inhibin subunit beta A. The transcript is spliced from 2 exons. Gene Ontology annotation, biological process: SMAD protein signal transduction; BMP signaling pathway. The coding region runs from base 304 to 1581 and encodes 425 amino acids. Gene Ontology annotation, molecular function: hormone activity; growth factor activity; cytokine activity. Lineage: Eukaryota; Metazoa; Chordata; Mammalia; Artiodactyla; Hippopotamidae. The record is from RefSeq and is a predicted model, not a curated record. Gene Ontology annotation, cellular component: extracellular region.
GACAGUCAGAACUCUCCUCCCUGACAGCCACAAACCUACAGCACUGACUGCAUUCAGAGAGCGAACCUGCAAACAAAACUUCACAGAAAACUUUUUGUUCUUGUUCCAGAGAAUUGACUGAAGAGGAGAAAGAAAAAAAAAAAAAAAAAAGAAAGAAAGAAAGAAAAGAAAAGAAAGAAAGAAAGAAAAAAACCAAAAAGGAAAAAAAACAAAACAAAACAAAAAAAACAAAAACCUGUGCGUGAGGGGGGAGGAACAGCAGAGCCUUUGAAAAGGGCAGUCUCAACGACUUUGGCUGCCAGGAUGCCCUUGCUUUGGCUGAGAGGAUUUCUGUUGGCGAGUUGCUGGAUUAUAGUGAGGAGUUCCCCGACCCCGGGAUCCGAGGGACACAGUGCAGCCCCUGACUGCCCGUCCUGUGCGCUGGCCACCCUCCCAAAGGAUGUACCCAACCCUCAGCCGGAGAUGGUGGAGGCCGUCAAGAAGCACAUUUUAAACAUGCUGCACUUGAAGAAGAGACCCGAUGUCACCCAGCCGGUACCCAAGGCUGCGCUUCUGAACGCGAUCAGAAAGCUUCAUGUGGGCAAAGUCGGGGAGAACGGGUACGUGGAGAUAGAGGAUGACAUCGGCAGGAGGGCAGAAAUGAAUGAACUUAUGGAGCAGACCUCGGAGAUCAUCACGUUCGCGGAAUCAGGCACAGCCAGGAAGACGCUGCACUUUGAGAUUUCCAAAGAAGGCAGUGACCUGUCCGUGGUGGAGAGAGCAGAAAUCUGGCUCUUCCUGAAAGUCCCCAAGGCCAACAGGACCCGGACCAAAGUCACCAUCCGUCUCUUUCAACAGCAGAAGCACCUGCAGGGCAGCUUGGACGCAGGGGAGGAGGCCGAGGAAGUGGGCUUAAUGGGGGAGAGGAAUGAAGUGUUGAUAUCGGAGAAGGUGGUGGAUGCUCGGAAGAGCACCUGGCACAUCUUCCCUGUCUCCAGCUGCAUCCAGCGGUUGCUGGACCAGGGCAAGAGCUCCCUGGACAUUCGGAUUGCCUGUGAUCAGUGCCAUGAGACCGGCGCCAGCCUGGUGCUCCUGGGCAAGAAGAAGAAGAGAGAAGAGGAGGCAGAAGGCAAGAAGAGGGACGGAGAAGGAGGGGCAGGAGGGGACGAGGAGAAGGAGCAGUCGCACAGACCUUUCCUCAUGCUGCAGGCCCGCCAGUCUGAAGACCACCCUCACCGGCGCCGGCGGCGGGGCUUGGAAUGUGACGGCAAGGUCAACAUCUGCUGUAAGAAACAGUUCUUUGUUAGUUUCAAGGACAUUGGCUGGAAUGACUGGAUCAUCGCUCCCUCCGGCUAUCAUGCCAACUACUGCGAGGGUGAGUGCCCCAGCCACAUAGCAGGCACGUCGGGCUCAUCCCUCUCCUUUCACUCAACGGUCAUCAACCACUACCGCAUGCGGGGUCACAGCCCCUUUGCCAACCUCAAGUCGUGCUGUGUGCCCACCAAGCUGAGACCCAUGUCCAUGUUGUACUAUGAUGACGGGCAGAACAUCAUCAAAAAGGACAUCCAAAACAUGAUCGUGGAAGAGUGUGGGUGCUCAUAGAGCGCCCAGCCCAGGGGGGAUGGGAGCAAGUUGGUCCAGAGAAGACAGUGGUGACAUGAAGACAUGUUUAAGGUUUCUGACUGAAACAACCAG